Melopsittacus undulatus (budgerigar) is the source of this 2685-nucleotide messenger RNA. RefSeq names its product cyclin dependent kinase inhibitor 1B (gene CDKN1B). Gene Ontology annotation, biological process: negative regulation of mitotic cell cycle; G1/S transition of mitotic cell cycle; negative regulation of cell population proliferation. The record is from RefSeq and is a predicted model, not a curated record. The transcript is spliced from 3 exons. Gene Ontology annotation, molecular function: cyclin-dependent protein serine/threonine kinase inhibitor activity; protein-folding chaperone binding. Lineage: Eukaryota; Metazoa; Chordata; Aves; Psittaciformes; Psittaculidae. Gene Ontology annotation, cellular component: nucleus; cytoplasm. The coding region runs from base 487 to 1269 and encodes 260 amino acids.
CAAUCACUUUCUUCUUCGUCAGCCUCCCUUCAAUCGCCAUAUUGGGCAACCGAGAAAAGGGCUCGUCUCCUCUUGUUUUUUUCCGUCUUGCUUUUACUACGAGGCGGCGGCUGUGCGAGCGGCGGGGACAUCGCCACCAACCACCGGCGGGGCAGCGCAGAGCCGGAGCCGAGGAGGGCCGCGCACCGCUCCGCUUCUCCACCCGCCCGGGGCUCCCCGCCGGCGGCUCCGGCGGCGGCUCUCGGGGCUCCCCCCCGGGCCGGCGCUUAUGCAAGGGCUCCUCCUCGCCCCUUCUCCGCGGGCCGAGGGCGAGCGGGGCCGAGGCGGGGCCGGUGAGCGGGGCAGCGAGGAGAGGAGGCGCGGAGGAGACUCGCAGAGCAGUGCCCGGGAAUAAAAGGCAGAGAGGAGGAGAAGGAGGCGGCGGCUGGAGAGGGGGGAGAGCAGCGAGCAAAACAACCGCCGCCAGAAGAAAGAGGGUGUGGGGAGAUGUCAAACGUCCGUAUUUCUAAUGGGAGCCCUACGCUGGAGCGCAUGGAAGCCAGGCAAUCGGAGUACCCGAAGCCGUCAGCUUGCAGGAACCUCUUCGGGCCGGUGAAUCACGAAGAGUUAAACAGGGACUUGAAGAAGCAUCGGCAGGAGAUGGAGGAGGCAUGCCAGAGGAAGUGGAAUUUCGAUUUCCAGAAUCACAAGCCGCUGGAAGGCAGGUACGAGUGGCAAGCCGUGGAGAAGGGGAGCUCGCCCGACUUCUACUUCAGACCCCCCAGGCUACUGAAAGCUGUCUGCAAGUCCGCCGGCCGCCAGAGCUUGGAUGUAAACGGGAAUUGCCAGACCGUGGUUUUUGUCGGUUCUCAGGGAAUCUCAGAGGACACUCACUGUGUAGGUCAAAAGACUGAUGUUUCUGAAAAUCAGACGGACUUUGCAGAGCAGUGCACUGGGCAGAGGAAAAGACCUGCCACCGAUGGUAACGUACCCCUCCCUGCGAGAGCGCCACCGCUUUUCUCCGCCUGCCCGGCUGCUGUCAGCGCCGGGGCUCCCGGCCCCCUCGCCCGUGCCACGCGUGGUCUGGACCGCCGUGGGCUGUGUCCCGCUGGGCACCGGCUUCGUGAGCCCCCAUGUCCCCCGCCUCCUCUCGCCUGUGAAAGCCCAGAUUCCUCUCCUCAAAAUAAAAGAGCCAACACAACAGAAGAAGGGGUUUCAAAAGCCUCCCCCAGUGCCAAUUCAGUGGAGCAAACACCCAAGAAAUCAACCCCGAGAAGACAUCAAACGUAAACCGUUUAGAGCGGAGGAUGUGCGUGUCCUCGUUCGUCGGGUACGGCGAUGAAGCGAGGGAGAUGUAAAGGCGUAGUUGGAAAUGAAAAUACAUAUCGCUGAUCUCAAUGGGAUGGAGGUCCUGUACAAGCACUGAAAAGAAAAAAAAGUAACAAAAAUACAAAAAACCAACCAAGAACAGCAACAAAACAAAACCGACAACAUCAGCAACAAAAAAAAAGCAAACAAUAACACUAAAAUUUUAGGCACUCUUAAAAGACCUGCCUCUAAAAGCAUUGGAUGUAGCAUUGUGCAAUUAGGUGUUUCCUUAUUUGCUUCAUUGUACUACCUGUGUAUAUAGUUGUUACCUUAUGUAGCACAUAAACCUUGUUGGGAGGGGGGAGGGAGUGGAAGAGGGUGACCGAUCUGAACUUGCUUUCACAAUCUAGCAAGCAAAGAAAUGUAUGAAGAGAAGCAGUGUAGGUUUUGGGUUGUUUUUUUUUUUUAAUUACUUAAAGAUGUAUUGUCCCUUUAAGUGGGUCUGCCCUAUUUUUGUCUUUUUUCCCCCCCUUUUUUUUAAUGGACCAUCGUGGUAACCCUGCUCAGAGCCUAUUACUACAGGCCUCUUGUGAAAUACCUUCCUAUUCCAUUAAGCCUAAGAGGUGGGAGCUAUGAUGAUUCCGUUAUGUAGUAGCAAACGUUUUUCACCCCCGCCCAAAUCCAUGCAGCAAAUUUGAAUGCCUGUAAAAGUUGUGCAACAUCAUCCCGUUGUUACAUUGCCUGAUUUCCUGGGUUGUUUUUUUUGGGGGGGGGGGGAGACUGGAUGUUUUUGGGUUGUUUCGAUGUGUGUGGGUUUUGUGCCUUUUUUUUUUGUUUGUUUGGUUUGCGUUUUUGGUUUUUUUUGUGUUUUUUUUUAAACCUAAUCUGGAGGGCUUUACCUCUGAAUCCUGAACAUUGUUGUUUUCUGAUCUGACCCACUUCCCAAAGUGUUUGUGUGUGAGGGAAAAGGGAUACUACAUCUUUAAACAGUAUUUCUACAUUGCCUGUGUACCUGUAUGUAAAAAUAAAACAAAAAAAGUUUGAAGUGUACCUGUGUACAUAACUCUGUAAAGACACUGAGAAAUUAUACUAACUUAUUUAUGUUAAAAGAUUUUUUUUUUAAUCUAGAAGACAAUAUUUUUCCCCAUAAAGCCAAAGUGGCAUGUUUUUGUGCAUUUGUAAAUGCUCUAUUUGGUAGACUUUUAGGGUUUUUUUUUGUUUAUUUUUUGGGGGGGGAUCCUUUUUCUGAUACAGAAUAUGGCUGUGCUUAAAGGAUUGCAGACUGAGCCAAUUUAAUUCCUUUUUUCUUUUUUUUUUUUGUAAUGUGUGGGAAAAAAAUCCAGAUUGAUACUGUUUCACAUCAAGCAAUCAAUAAAGAAAACUGCCAUAUAUAAGAAA